Messenger RNA from Sitodiplosis mosellana (orange wheat blossom midge), 1068 nucleotides. RefSeq lists its product as uncharacterized. NCBI's taxonomy places the organism in Eukaryota, Metazoa, Arthropoda, Insecta, Diptera, Cecidomyiidae. The transcript has 2 exons. The record is from RefSeq and is a predicted model, not a curated record. Bases 63 to 860 code for a protein of 265 amino acids.
UUUCGAAUGUGUGCAUGAACUGCAGCAGUUCAGUCGGUUUUCAGCUGCAGUGAAUCACAAACAUGAAUUGUGAAAGAAUAGUAUUUUAUCGAAGUUUGUUGGAUAUUUUCCGCCAGGAAAUCCAACUGACUCUUAACAAUUAUGUCACAAAUGUGUCAGCUUAUGUGCCAAACUCAUUGGAAGCACCCUUGAUCAUCCGAUUUGAUUUGAACUACCAGCAACUAGCAAUGGCUGAGGAGAUGAAGUCGAUUUUAAGCGAGAUCCUGGACGAGCCACUGCAAUCGGUGAAAGAUAUGCGAGAGGCGGCCUGGGUUUACAUUUUCAAUCUCCUGGUUGAAAAGUACCCAGAAUCAAGCAUUGGCCUGCAAUUGCAACAAAUCCAUUGUGUCAUUCGAUUCUCGGAUCUGCCAUUGAACGAGCAUUUUGAAUUCGUCCCGUUUCGGCAUCCCGUUCGACUUUCACUCAGUGUGAUGAAGUGUGUGCUUCACAGUUUCGGCGACCGAUAUCAGUGUGUGCGACAAUCAAUUUGGUAUUGUCCCAAGAAAUGCUCCAACAAUCAGAACCACAUCUUGGCUGGUGAACAUGCGUGCAAACACAAUUGUUCCGAAUGCAAUGGCAAUCUCAGCGAAUAUGAGCAUCGUCGAUCCACGUACAACUGCCGUAUGGUGCGAGUGUUCAAUGCCAAAUGUUUGGAGACACCAAUUCGAUACGGGGAAAUUAGCCGUAACGUUCAAGUGAAACUGUCCGAUGAGUUGUGCGACGCAGAAAUGGUGUUGGGUCAAAUUUACGUUCUCAUUGGCACAUAUGACAUUUUAAACCAAACCUACGUUGCGUGGCAAUUCCAACGAAUCAAUGAAUAAAGAGCAAGAUACUCGAUAAUGCAACAGUCAAACCAGCAACACAUUCGAUUUUGAUCUUGCUUAAAAAAUGUUUAUUCUUUUAUAAUUUUAAUUUACAAUAUUUUAUAUAAUAAAUCUUAAAAAUUAUCUAAUGGAAUUCGCACUUUUAUUCCCUUGUUUUAGAUUAAAUCAAAGACUUUUAGUAGUAUAUGAACUGUUUGGUUGAAAU